AGUACAGGAAGGACGGAAGGGGAAGGAGGGAGAAGUGUGUGAGACAGUGAGAGUAAACACGAACCGCCGGAGAUGAGAAAGGGAGAGUGACACACAUGUACUGAAUAGAGAGCGAGAGUAAUGUACUUAUGUAAUUUAGUCAGAUAGAGGGAAGGAGGACAAUAAUAUGAGUAGAUGUUUAAUGUAGAGACAGAGGAUUCGGGGAGGACAUUAGGACAAAAGGUAGACAGGGAGAGCCAGAGAGACAUGAGCCAGACAGUGGGGUGGGAGAGGUGAGGAGUGUGUGACGGUGACGGGCUGGUGGGGGUGUGAGUGUGUGUGAGAGGAGAGCGAGAGUGAGUGAGCCAGUCAGCCGCCGCCCGCUUCAGCCUCCUCCCUCUCCUCGUCCUCUCGUUGGGUGGUGAAUCAAUGAGGUGAAUCAGCCACACCACCACACUCCCGGUCCUGCUGCAGGUGUGAUGUAGAGAAGGUGUAGCGCUGCUGGACAGAGGCAGCAAGGAUGGUACUGGAGGUGUACACGUGGGUAGGGCUGGCAGCCCUGUUCCUGCCACUCCUGACCCCUAGUGUAGCAGGAGAAUGCAUCAGAUUGGACCAAGACACCAUUCUUCUCAAUGAUCUCAAGGACAUGAAGGACAGGCACUGUUACAGGUGCUACCAGGUGUUGGCGCCCAAGCAACUUCAAGUACAGCUGCAUCGAAUGCGGCUCAAGGGACUGUCCUCUGUCAUGAUCUACAUAGAUGGCAGUGCAAACCAUGUUCCCAUGGACUGUGGAGAGUGCCAGGGGGAGAAUGCCUGCCAGGAGUGCAAGGAGGUGGCACGUGGCACAAUGUUUGAGCUGUAUCUCCGCCAGGACACAAACUUAGAGCUGGAGGAAGGCCAGAAUGCUUGUCAAUACAUUGCCUCAUUCAACAUCACCUUAGAUGUGAUAAAUGACGAGCCAGAAGUGAAGCCUCCGCUGGCCUGUGACAAGGGUUUCCUGGCAACCUUCCCUCAGGCGGGGGAUUCAUGCCUCAUCAACACCACAGCGGUGGGCACAGAGAAUCACUGCUUAGUGCCCACUUGUGCGGAGGACAUCCUCUCCUCAGAUCCCUUGGUGGAGAGGAUUGAGCAUAAGUUCAAGGCAUCAUCUUUGCCUGAGACGUGCGUGUGGCGCCUCAACACGGAGCAGCACAAGCAGCUUACGCUUUCCCUCUCCAAAGACAUCCGGCCGCACCUCACUGUGUUCGAGGACUCCCUCACCAAUCCACGCUGGGAUGUGCAGUGGUGUUCAGGACACAGUGACAACUACAAGCUGGACACUGUGUCUGACACCGUGUUUGUGGUGUACCACAACACCGAUGGACCCACCAAGAAGAGCUCCCUCACCAUCACUCAGCAGGCGGCUUGCCUCAUUCCACCCUCCCUGGAGAAUGGGGAUGUGGGGUUCAAGCGGCUGGAGUCGGGCAUGGUGGCACUGUACUCCUGCAACCAUGGCUACACCCUCAUCGGGCCUUCCAAGUUGAGGUGCAAGGACGGGGCCUGGAGUGACCCUCCUGUGUGUCUCCAUGACAAGGAUAAACUGAUGUCUGAUGCCCCAAUGGAUUCAGUAGAGAGUGUGGACAGUGCCAAUGUUACUGAUUUAGCCCCAGAGAAUGACACUAACUUGACUACAGAUGACAACAGUGAGCAAGAGAUGAAGCUGGACACUGUGGUGAAAGAUGAUGGAGACGUGAUGAUGGAUUUGAACAACGAAGGGGAGACAGAGGUGGAGAAGGACGGCGAGGACUACACCACUUCAGAACCUGACAUAGAAGGUGACCAAGAGAUGAAGCUGUACCCAACAUUCGGCUUUGAUCAAGACGACGAGUACUCAUCAAACGACACCUUGGACACAACACAGCAGCCUUCCUCCAACACCACAGAAGGCACUGGGGGAAUCUUUACUGGCCUUCUCAACCUUAAUCUAAAGGAGGACAUGUACACCAUCAUCAUCGCUGGUGCAGGACUCGCUGGGCUGCUGUUGCUCAUCAUCAUCAUUACUGUGGUUGUCUAUCGCAAGAGGUACCCCAUGAGUGGUCUUGGACGCCGCUUUGACACCUUCCAAAACCCUAUUUAUGAGAAAGCUGUAGUGAGGGUGCCUCUGCAGGUGGAAGAGCCGCCACCCGAGGAGAAAAAGGCAAGUGAUGCAGAGGAGAUCAGCAACUGCACUAUGCUGGAGCCAUAAAUGUACUAAGCUCUGAUCUCUCUCUCUUUUUUUUUUUUUUUUUUUUUUUUUU
Messenger RNA from Portunus trituberculatus (swimming crab), 2255 nucleotides. RefSeq lists its product as uncharacterized. Lineage: Eukaryota; Metazoa; Arthropoda; Malacostraca; Decapoda; Portunidae. The record is from RefSeq and is a predicted model, not a curated record. The coding region runs from base 500 to 2203 and encodes 567 amino acids. The transcript has 5 exons.